This is a messenger RNA of Exophiala aquamarina CBS 119918, 846 nucleotides long. Its product is annotated as urease accessory protein. Gene Ontology annotation, molecular function: GTPase activity; nickel cation binding. The record is from RefSeq and is a predicted model, not a curated record. Bases 1 to 846 code for a protein of 281 amino acids. The transcript has a single exon. NCBI's taxonomy places the organism in Eukaryota, Fungi, Ascomycota, Eurotiomycetes, Chaetothyriales, Herpotrichiellaceae.
AUGGCGACACACUCCCACGACGAUGGAGCCGCGCACUCGCAUUCCCACGAUCCCACCAACGGACAUGGCCACACGCAUGAGGUCCUCGACGGGCCCGGCUCCUACCUGCACCGCGAGAUGCCUAUCGUGCAGGGGCGAGACUUCGCCGACCGCGCGUUCACCAUCGGGAUCGGCGGGCCCGUCGGCUCAGGGAAGACGGCGCUGAUGCUGGAGCUGUGCCUCGCACUUCGGAAGGAGUACAACAUCGCGGCCGUGACGAAUGACAUCUUCACGCGAGAAGACGCCGAGUUUCUCACCAAACACGGCGCCCUGGCCCCAGAGCGGAUCGUAGCCAUCGAGACUGGUGGAUGUCCGCAUGCCGCUGUGCGGGAGGAUAUCAGCGCGAAUCUGCUUGCUCUGCAGGGGUUACAUGCGAAAUUCCAGACGGAUUUGCUGCUGAUUGAAAGCGGAGGAGACAACCUGGCUGCUAAUUAUAGUCGGGAGCUGGCGGACUUCAUCAUCUAUGUCAUUGAUGUCGCCGGCGGUGACAAAGUGCCCAGAAAAGGUGGUCCAGGCAUCACCGGGAGUGAUCUACUAGUCAUCAAUAAAUGCGAUUUGGCGGAUGCGGUGGGCGCCGAUGUUGACUUGAUGGAGAGGGAGGCAAACAAAAUUCGUGAAGGAGGGCCCGUGGUUAGAGCAGUCAUCAAGCACGGUGUCGGUGUCCAACAGACCGUGGACAUGAUCAUCUCCGCCUGGAAGAGUACCGAUGGCUACAUCGAGUCCAGGAGGAGGUGGUCGAAAGGCGGUGCAAAGGGAAGUGGUGAGCAGCCGGUCGUCAAUCGGUAUACACAUGUCCCGCACGAUUGA